Molecule: messenger RNA, 3649 nt
Organism: Diospyros lotus (date-plum)
Lineage: Eukaryota; Viridiplantae; Streptophyta; Magnoliopsida; Ericales; Ebenaceae
Product: serine/threonine-protein kinase CTR1
Exons: 15
Coding region: 539-3355 (938 amino acids)
Biological process (GO): protein phosphorylation
Molecular function (GO): ATP binding; protein kinase activity
Source: RefSeq, a predicted model, not a curated record
CCUCUCUCUCUCUCGUGUGAGACAUAUAUUUGAUAAUGUUAUCUAUAUUGGCACCUAUAUAUAUAUUUAUAGAAGUGCCCUUUCUUCUCUUUCUCUCUCUCUCUCUGGUUCACUCUCCCCAGAUCUUACAAGUCGGUUCAGUUUCAAGGAGAUUUGAAACCAAGUCCAGAUUAAGUCAGUUCUGAUGUCUGCUUUUGGAAGCGAUUUCAGAGCGGUUUUCUAGGAGAAUCAAGUUCGGUUCUUCUUCUCGACGGUGACGAAAAAUUUUCUCUUGCUUCUGAUAUCUGAUUCGUUAAUCUUCAGUUUUCCGUUUAUCGAAGUUGGCCUGAAUCGAGUUUGACGAUCUAUUUUAGUUAUUUCUGUCAAUGCUGCAAUUUUUCCUCUCGAUGAUUUGCGGUGAUUUUCAGUGGUUGUAGAAGAAACUAGGAUUUGUUGUUGUUAUUGUUGUUUGCGUGGGGUGGAAGCUAUUGAAGUUAAUUUGUUAGGGAAGCGUGGGGGUGAUCAGUUUGUUGUUGUUGAUCACGUGAGGCUUGUGAAAAUGCCGCAUCGAACGACUUACUUCUUUCCGAGGCAAUUUCUGGACCGUGGAUUCGAUGUAUCGUCGAAAGUGUUUCAAGAUCACGAGAAGAAGAUCUCGAAGGAAAGUGUUAGUGGACAUAGGGACGCGAAAGCGUCAGCAAAGGACGAGAUAGUUGGUGGCAAGUGUGCAACUAAAACUAAAUCGGAUCGUUUCACGGGUGACAAAAUUCACGGAAGGCAAUUGGCUGCUUUUGUCAAUUGGUUGGCUGAAAAAAAGGGAGCAAAGGCCGGUCAUGUGAAAGUCAGGUUGGGCGGCGACGAUGACGAUGGCGAUCACGAGAACGAGCUCUUGCUUCCCCAGGAGCCACCGGUGGUCGAAGCCAGUAAGGAUCAAAGUUCUGACCAGCCGGAAGUGCCGUUGCAGGGGCUGUCGAGUGGGACUAGUGGUGUUGGUCCACCGGCGACGCCUGAAGUGGUCGUUGUGGCGGGUAGAGAGCGGGGUUUCGACAGGCAGUUAUCGUUACAGCGGCUAUCGAGUGGGAGUAGCUAUGCGGGGAGUUUGUUUUCUGGAACGACAUUGGAUGGGAAUUUCUCUAGCGGUGUGAAGGACUCGCAAGUCUCGACGACCAGAGAGGAGGACGAGACUGAGGCGAGCACACAUAGUUUGGCGCAGAGGUCGCGCGAGAGCUAUUAUUUGCAGAUUACGCUUGCUAAACGUCUCAGCGAGCAAGCGUCGCUUGCUAGCGAACCCCCCUUUCUCCAACAGUACUCUGAAUUCUCGGGUAUAUCAUCUCCUGAUCCAGAAACUGUUUCACACAGACUCUGGGUUAGCGGAUGCUUGUCUUAUACUGAUAAGAUCUCAAAUGGAUUCUACAAUAUUCUGGGAAUUAAUCCGUAUCUGUGGGUGAUGUGCAAUAACUCAGAGGAAGGUGAACGGGUACCAUCUUUAGUGGCGCUAAAAGCUGUUGAACCUAGUGACGCAUCAUUGGAGGUUGUCCUUGUUGAUAGAAAUGGGGAUACACGUCUUAAGGAGCUAGAAGAGAAGGCGCAAGAAUUAUAUUUUGCUUCGGAAAAUACCUCGGUUUUGGUGGAAAAGCUCGGAAAACUUGUGGCUAUAUAUAUGGGGGGCACUUUUCCGGUGGAGCAAGGAGAUUUGCACACGCGCUGGAAGGUGGUGAGCCAGAAACUAAAGGAUUUUCAGAAAUGCAUUGUGCUUCCAAUUGGCAGCUUGUCUUCAGGACUCUGUAGGCAUCGGGCUAUUCUUUUCAAGAAAUUGGCAGAUUACAUAGGCUUGCCAUGCCGGAUUGCUCGAGGUUGCAAAUACUGUGUUGCUGAUCAUCGGUCCUCUUGUCUUGUCAAAAUUGAGGAUGAAAGGAAUUUUCCUAGGGAAUAUGUAGUUGAUCUAGUAGGAGAACCAGGAACUGUGCAUGGUCCAGAUUCCUCAAUCAAUGGAGGUGUAAUUUCUCCAAUGCCUUCACCAUUUCAGAUUUCUCAUUUAAAAGAAUUUCAGCAAUCUUACAUGGGUAAUGCAUCCUAUUGUCAAAUCCUAAACUCAGAGCAUGCACGUGUCCCUUCUGACAAUCCUUUAUACCCAGGUGGCAGGGAAAGUCACCUGGUGGAGGAUGCUGGCUUGGUUAAAGAACCAAAAGAAGGUGUUUAUAGUCCAAGUCAUCAAGUUGGACAAAGCGAUUCACCUGAAGGAGCUCUGGUCACUGGAGCUGCUGGAAUUUCAAAAGAUGAAUAUUCUAGAGCUGCCGGAGACAAAUUAGUCAUACAACACUCUUGGACGAAAGAUAUUGUUGUAUCUAGGAAUUCAAUAAUAAGCGCUUCUGUUAGACAAUCUGAAGCCAAUUUACCUGGUCAAUCAGAUAUUAUUGAGGUCAAUAGUGGACACGAGAAUCAAGGUGUACUUUCAAAUGCUACUACCUCAAGAUACUUGAACCUUGAGCCUUCGCUUGCAAUGGAUUGGCUUGAGAUCUCUUGGGAUGAAUUACACAUCAAGGAGCGCAUUGGUGCUGGUUCUUUUGGGACAGUGCAUCGUGCUGAAUGGCAUGGAUCAGAUGUAGCAGUCAAGGUUCUAACAGUCCAGGAUUUCCAUGAUGAACAGUUGAAGGAGUUCUUAAGAGAGGUUGCAAUAAUGAAGCGUGUUCGUCAUCCUAAUGUGGUACUCUUCAUGGGAGCAGUUACACAACGCCCACAUUUGUCAAUAGUGACAGAAUAUCUUCCAAGGGGUAGUCUAUACCGCCUAAUACACAGGCCUUCCCCUGGUGAAAUUAUGGACCAAAGAAGACGGUUACGCAUGGCUCUAGAUGUGGCCAAGGGAAUUAAUUAUCUCCAUUGUCUUAGCCCUCCUAUAGUUCAUUGGGAUCUUAAAUCUCCAAAUUUGUUGGUCGAUAAAAAUUGGACUGUGAAGGUCUGUGAUUUUGGACUGUCCAGAUUCAAAGCAAACACUUUCAUUCCAUCAAAAUCAGUCGCUGGAACACCUGAGUGGAUGGCUCCCGAAUUCCUUCGAGGAGAGCCUUCCAAUGAGAAGUCCGAUGUCUACAGUUUUGGGGUGAUUUUGUGGGAACUCGUGACAAUGCAACAGCCUUGGAGCGGACUUAGCCCUGCCCAGGUGGUUGGAGCUGUUGCUUUCCAGAAUAGAAGACUUGCUAUUCCACAGAACACCUCCCCAAUAUUGGCUUCCCUCAUGGAAACUUGCUGGGCAGACAACCCUGCUGAGCGCCCUUCGUUUGGCAGUAUCGUUGAAACGCUGAAGAAAUUACUGAAGUCUCCGCUUCAGUUAAUACAGAUGGGAGGACCACAAAAGAGUCUUCCAGGGAGUGCUGCUGUGUAGCAUAUGUAAACCCACAGCCACAGCUGAUUUUUGGAGAUCUAAAUGAAAUAAUAAUAAUAAUAAUAAUAAUAAUAAUAAUAAUGAUAAUAAUAAUAAUAGAAUAUAAAUGGUAUUAUUUAGUUAGUUUCUCUGUAACUGAACAGAAACUGGUUCUGGUUCGGAGCAACAACUGGAGAUAAUAUGCUCUGUCUAACCCAUUUCAAAGGCAAAUAUUCAGACAAGUUAAAAGAGCCCUGGAAGUGUAAUUGCAGAAAUGUUGGACCUGUUGUAUCCAUAAGGGUUUCAUUUGGGUCU